AUGCACCUUUCCAACAUCAUUACACUUGCACACUUGCGCACACCCACGCUUUAUAAGGUUAGCUGUAGAAGGAGUUUUCUUCGCGUUGCUUGCUUAUGUUGUAGUGAUCUGUCUUGUGUUGUUGUGCGUAAAAGCGACAACCGCACCACUCUCUCAUCUCUCUCCAUCAUGUUUUCAUCAACCAGAUGCUCUUUCCUGGUAAUUUUCCCUCUCACUUAUCUUUUGAUUCCACCUUCCCAACUCGCCACAUCCAGAUUUGCACCAUUUCCUGUUAUUAGCAACUCAGGGUUAGGUGGGUGUGGCAGAGUGUGUGAUGCGCGGAGACAGCGUUCAAGUCCUAUGAAGGUGGUGUGUAUGACCCCACCCAGCAGGUCGAGUGAUAGGAACGGCAGCGUUGUGUUGGAGACGCCGUUGAAAGAAUUGAAAAAGGAUUCACCGGUUACUGACGUUGACGAUAACUCCACCUCCGCCGGUGGCCCUCAAGAUGUGUACGGUGAGGAUAGGGCGACAGAGGAUCAGUUUGUUACCCCUUGGAGUGUCUCCGUAGCUAGUGGUUAUACAUUGUUGAGAGAUCCACACUUCAACAAAGGACUUGCCUUCAGUGAAAAUGAGAGGGAUGCCCAUUACUUGCGGGGUCUUCUUCCCCCAACAGUUAUUCCUCAAGAAACUCAGGUAAAGAAAAUGAUCCAGCACGUACGCCAGUAUCAAGUUCCAUUGCAGAAGUACAUGGCAAUGAUGGAUCUUCAGGAGAGAAACGAACGGCUAUUUUACAAACUUCUUAUUGAACACGUUGAAGAGUUGCUCCCUAUUGUUUAUACUCCAACUGUUGGUGAAGCUUGCCAGAAAUAUGGGAGCAUCUUUAUGCGUCCUCAGGGUCUUUAUAUAAGUUUGAAAGAGAAGGGGAAGAUCCGUGAAGUACUAAGGAAUUGGCCUGAGAAGAACAUUCAAGUCAUUGUUGUAACUGACGGAGAACGGAUCCUGGGUCUUGGUGAUCUUGGUUGUCAGGGGAUGGGAAUACCAGUAGGCAAACUUUCUUUAUAUACAGCACUUGGAGGUGUUCGCCCAUCAGCUUGUUUGCCUAUUACCAUUGAUGUGGGUACAAACAAUGAGAAGCUGCUGAAUGAUGAAUUAUAUAUUGGGCUAAAGCAAAGAAGAGCAACUGGACAGGAAUAUGCUGAGCUUUUGCACGAAUUUAUGACAGCAGUCAAACAAACUUAUGGGGAAAAGGUCUUAAUUCAGUUUGAAGACUUUGCAAACCACAAUGCUUUUGAUCUGCUCGAGAAAUAUAGAUCAACACAUCUGGUAUUUAAUGAUGAUAUUCAGGGAACAGCAUCUGUUGUCCUUGCUGGAUUAGUUGCUGCUCUGAAAUUGGUUGGUGGUAACUUAGCUGAUCACAGAUUCUUGUUCCUCGGUGCUGGAGAGGCUGGCACUGGAAUAGCAGAACUCAUAGCACUUGAAACAUCAAAACAGACAAAUGCCCCACUGGAGGAAGUGCGCAAGAAUAUUUGGUUGGUGGACUCAAAGGGAUUGAUUGUCAGUUCUCGCAAAGACUCACUCCAACAUUUCAAGAAGCCCUGGGCUCAUGAGCAUGAACCUGUUAACAAUCUUUUAGAUGCUGUUAAUCAAAUUAAGCCAACAGUGUUGAUUGGAACAUCGGGACAAGGAAGAACUUUUACUAAAGAGGUGAUUGAGGCUAUGGCCUCUAUCAACAAGAAACCUAUUAUUCUUUCUCUGUCCAACCCUACGUCACAGUCAGAAUGCACUGCUGAAGAAGCUUACAAAUGGAGCCAGGGGCGUGCCAUUUUUGCAAGUGGGAGCCCAUUCCCCCCAGUUGAGUAUGAUGGAAAAGUGUUUGUGCCUGGCCAGUCCAACAAUGCUUACAUAUUUCCUGGAUUCGGUCUCGGUUUGAUAAUGUCUGGGACAAUUCGCGUGCAUGAUGACCUGCUUCUGGCUGCAUCUGAGGCUUUGGCUGCACAAGUGGGGCAAGAGAACUUUGAUAAGGGACUCAUAUACCCACCAUUCACCAACAUCAGAAAGAUUUCAGCACAUAUAGCUGCCAAUGUUGCUGCUAAGGCUUAUGAGCUUGGUUUGGCCACCCGGCUUCCUCAACCAAAAGAUUUGGUGAAGUUUGCAGAGAGCUGUAUGUACACCCCAUCCUACAGAACCUACCGGUGA
Sphenostylis stenocarpa is the source of this 2175-nucleotide messenger RNA. The record is from the annotation of a GenBank genome assembly. NCBI's taxonomy places the organism in Eukaryota, Viridiplantae, Streptophyta, Magnoliopsida, Fabales, Fabaceae.